Molecule: messenger RNA, 1116 nt
Organism: Cryptotermes secundus
Lineage: Eukaryota; Metazoa; Arthropoda; Insecta; Blattodea; Kalotermitidae
Exons: 2
Coding region: 88-381 (97 amino acids)
Source: RefSeq, a predicted model, not a curated record
AACACUAGUCCCACUAGUCAGUCCACACCGGGUCCACACGGCCAGGAACAAACUACGAAGUAUACAACACACUCCAAAGAGAAAACAAUGAAGCUGAUCGUAACACUGGCGAUGAUUGGAAUCACUUUGGCCCUGCCGACCCCACAGGCAGAAAAAGAGGGUGCCUUCUUCACGAACGAGGCCAUCCGACAAGCACAAAACACUUACUUGAUCCCUAAGGACGCAACUAUCCAGAAGGUUCAAGAAGGAAUUCAGCUGGCAGCUUACGAGUCUAUCCCCGGCAACCAGCGCAUCAACUUAUUCGAGAUUCUGGGAGAACAUGUCCCUCCAGAGGUUGUCAAUAACUUACAGGCGCAGGUCGACCAAGUCGGCAAGCAGUAGCUUCAGAAUUACCACUUAUACAAAGGUUUCAUUUUUCCAGUUCACUUACUUUCAGUGAAGCAACAGGUGGAUCUGCAAGGUAACAUUCCCACGGAAAAGAGUGAAUGCUUUAGAGCAAUGACUUUCAACAGGUGAACAGGAAAAGUUGGUGUGGAAAAUCGGGAUUUACUAUGAAAUUUUAAAAUACAAAACACACAGCUCCUAGUACAAAGAAUGAGCUAAAAUUGUGAAAGAUCGAUUAGGGAUCGAGCAUUUCUGUUGUUUCAGAAAGCAGCAACAAUAUUGACAAGCACUGCCCUAGAGCAUUACUAGUUCCUUCCUCUCUGAUAUCACACAACUUGUCUGCAGAGACCGUUUCUUUACCUGUCAGCGCUCAGGGAGAAAAGCAUAUGGAAGUAAUUCAGACUGUUUGUGUCUUCGUUGCAUUUCACAAACGCCAUGUAAGUAGUAGUUGACAACUGUUUUAUUUUGUGAUAACCAAAAGGAAAACAGUCUUAAGGAUGAUAAACAGAGAGGACUUAUGUCAAAUAAAAUUGGGAAUGUUAAAAAAUGAGAAAAUGCCAUUUAGGACUAUGGACGGUUGAAAGAACACAGAUGACGCCCAUUGUUGUGACAACGCAGACUGACGAAGUUGUCAACAAUGACUUACAUGUGCUGCCUAUUUUAGUGUGACAUAUUUUUGUACAAAACCGUGUCCCCAACACGACAAUAAAACUCAGUUUGGUGUAUAAACUA